GUGCGGCCCCGAGCCGAGAUGCCCGGACUCACAAGAGAUAAGCCACCACCGCCGCUAGCCGGAGCCAAAUGGCGCUGCUAUCGCCACCUUCUCAUCCUCCCUUGCUCGCGCCAGUCCGCCACCGCCUCGCCUCUCCACCUCUCCUCGCUGUUCCGGCUGCACCUAGCUCUCUCCUUUCUCUCCCCCACUACCACUACAGCCUCCUCCUCCCCUCCGCCGCCAGCGCUUUGCCGUUCCGCCGGCACCGCCGCCGUGGCAUAGUCGCGUCCCUUGGGCAGGAGGAGCCUGGAAUUUCAGAAGCUACCAUCACCUCCGAGGGAGAGGGUGUCUCCGUGCCCCCGAUUUCCUUCGAUGCAGAGGCAGGCGCGGCAGUGGCUUCCGCAGAGCCGGCGGAGGCGAGCCCCGAGGACUUGGAGGACAUCCGCGAGGUCAAAAGGGUGCUGGAGCUUCUUCAGAAGAACAGGGACAUGACCUUCGGUGAGGUUAAGUUAACUAUCAUGAUUGAGGACCCUAGAGAUGUAGAAAGGAAGAGAUUGCUAGGCAUAGAGGAUCCUGAUGAGCUUACGAGGGAUGAUUUAGCUGAUGCUUUGGUUGAGGUUAAUGAAGGACGGAUUCCAGAGAACCGAGAUGCUCUUAGGUUGCUCGCCAAGGAGAUGGCAGAAUGGCCUGACGUUGAGAUAGAAGCUCCAAAAAGCAAGGGCAUGUUUGGGAAAUCUAUCUAUGCAAAGGCCACAGAUACUGGCAUUGAUCCUGUGGCAGCUGCUAAAAGACUUAACAUCGACUGGGAUUCUGCUGCUGAUAUAGAUGACGAAGCGGACGAUGAUGAUGAAGCUGAAGUCCCUUCAGUAGUGGGAUACGGUGCUCUGUAUUUGUUAUCAGCCUUUCCUGUCAUCAUUGGAGUCUCAGUUGUGCUGAUUCUUUUCUACAAUUCCCUACAGUAGGGAAACCUUGUCACUUUUACUUGCUGAGACAGAUGCUGCCUUUUGUUGUAAAUCAGAGUUAUUAGGCCAGUUAAUCAGUACUCUAUUUUUCCUCAUAGUAAAAUAGUUUCGGCAAUGAUAUGAUAGCAUUGUAAAGAUGUGAGGUCAGUACACUACAAGAAAUAAAAUGUCUUGUGACAUAGGCUUUUUCCUAGGGAAAAUGGGAAAUCGAAA
Molecule: messenger RNA, 1154 nt
Organism: Brachypodium distachyon (stiff brome)
Lineage: Eukaryota; Viridiplantae; Streptophyta; Magnoliopsida; Poales; Poaceae
Product: protein CHLOROPLAST ENHANCING STRESS TOLERANCE, chloroplastic
Exons: 6
Coding region: 69-941 (290 amino acids)
Biological process (GO): photosystem I assembly; response to photooxidative stress
Cellular component (GO): chloroplast thylakoid membrane
Source: RefSeq, a predicted model, not a curated record